AUGGCGCGAGUGCCCUUCAUUGGCAGGCUGUUUUGGAGGGAGUACCUGGCCCUGUUUGGAUCCCUGAUACUCGUUGCCCUUGAAGUGUUCGUCCGAAUUAUAACCCUUGGCCUGCCCCAGCCCGUUAUUCGGUUCUGCUAUAAUGCGUCAAAAAAUGUCUUCAACCGACUGUCGUCGCAGAGAUCCAGACAAGCCCGGUCUGAGAGGAAACACACCUAUACCUCGAUCGCAACAUGUUCCGAUUUCACCGAGCUCUGCGGUCUCUUUGGAUACUAUGCUGAAGAGCACGUCGUGCAGACAGGAGACGGAUACUUGUUGGGCGUGCACAGGCUGCCCUUUCGCAAAGGAGAAGAGCAUUCCGGGAUGCAGGUCAAUGUCGGAGCAGACUCGACCAGGAAACCCGUGGUGUACCUCCACCAUGGUCUGCUGAUGAACAGCGAGGUCUGGGUCUGUCUGACCGAAGAGGAACGAUGCCUGCCCUUUACGCUGGUGAACCAAGGUUACGAUGUGUGGCUGGGCAACAACCGUGGAAACAAGUACAGCAAGAAGUCCACCAAGCACUCCCCAAUGUCCUCCCGUUUCUGGAACUUCUCAAUGGACGAAUUUGCCUUCCACGACAUCCCCAACACCAUCGACUAUAUCCUGAGCACCACCUCUCAGCCGUCGCUUUCCUAUAUUGGCUUCAGUCAAGGCACUGCUCAAGCCUUUGCCACGUUGUCUAUACAUCCACAGCUGAACGACAAGGUCAAUUUGUUUAUCGCCCUAGCACCAGCCAUGUCUCCAGCUGGCCUGAGCAAUGGCAUUGUUGACGCCCUUGUCAAGACCAAUCCCAAUGUCCUCUUCCUGGCAUUCGGCCGCAAAUCCAUCCUUUCCUCCGCAACCAUGUGGCAGUCCAUCCUCUACCCACCCAUAUUUGUCCGUCUGAUCGACAUGUCCCUCAGCUUUCUCUUCGCGUGGUAUGGCCGCAAUAUCACCGUGCAACAGAAGCUUGCCGCCUACCCUCAUCUCUACAGCUUCACCUCCACGAAAUCUGUGGUCCACUGGUUUCAGAUCAUCCGCAACAAAUCAUUCCAGAUGUACGACGACGACAGCACCAACCGAUUCAGCAUUGGGGCAAGCAACCGCUACUACAAGGUGGCCAAGUUUCCGACUAGGAAUAUCAAGACUCCCAUCGUGUUGGUCUACGGCGGAAGUGACUCGUUGGUGGACAUUCGUGUCAUGCUGAAAGAAUUACCCCGUCAUACCAUUGCCACAGAAAUCCCACAUUUCGAACACCUCGACUUCCUUUGGGCCCAAGACGUCGAUACAUUGGUAUUUCCACACGUCUUGGAAGCCCUCCGCUACUACACUCUGGGACGGACAUCGAAUGGCAAUCAGAAGGGGAUCCUUUCAAUUGCCGACACCGCAUAUCUCCAUCGCCGCCAAAACAGCAGUAGCAGUGGCGCAAACUGGUCAGAGGACGAUUCCGCUGGCGGAUACUCAGACUAUGAAGGCGCGUACGAGUCGCCCCGGACACCGAGAGUCAAGAGUUUCGCCCAACAGCAGAGAGAGAGACAGUACCAGCCGUCGUCCCCUAUCCAGACCCAUAAUCACACACAUGCGCACUCGCCCCUGCAAAAUCAAUACCAGUUUGCGUCGCCCACACCAAAUAGGCCGGCAGGUGGCAAUUCAAUGUCGUGGAUGGAGGGAUAUUACAGACUUCCCAAGAAGGAAGCACAGGCCGCGUCUGCCGCAAAUAGCACAAGGAACAAUGAUGAGGACCCGGAGGUCGAAUACGAACGAUAUCGGGAUCGUCCACAGGAGACUUCGACGGCGGAGGCGUCAGAGGCAGCACAAGCGCAGCAACAACGGGAUGAGCAUGAUCAAAGUCCUCUGGGCACUCACCACGACGCUUCCAGACCUCUAUCUCAAGACAUAACAACAAACUUCGGGCCCGCCCUCUCAAGUUCAAGAUCCCUCGCGCAAGAUGACCCCAACGCCUCACACCAGGACCUGCGCAAUCGCGCCACAUUCACGCCCAGCACGCACCAGGACCCUCCCAGCAACGCGGCUGAAACGGCAGAACAUGGGGACGCAAGUGUCAACGAAUCCAAAUCUUCGCCCUCAGACCGUCGACGUGGCUCAAUCUCAGGCGGCAGUCUCGCUGCGAGUGGACGCUCCACGCCAGUAAGCCGAGGCACGCCGCCCAGUUUCACGGCGCAGGGGAUAAGAGUAGGCAGCGCCAAGCCCAGCGUGAGUGCUGCCACCAGCUUAGGGGGCGGCAUACCUUGA
Messenger RNA from Cladophialophora yegresii CBS 114405, 2271 nucleotides. Its product is annotated as lysosomal acid lipase/cholesteryl ester hydrolase. The coding region runs from base 1 to 2271 and encodes 756 amino acids. The record is from RefSeq and is a predicted model, not a curated record. The transcript has 2 exons. Lineage: Eukaryota; Fungi; Ascomycota; Eurotiomycetes; Chaetothyriales; Herpotrichiellaceae.